UUCCCAGGAUAUUUACCGGGUCGGGUACCCGGCCCGUUUAUUUCAAAAAAAUCAGUAAAUUACCCGCAUAAUUUGUGCCGGGUCAACGGGUCAACGGGUCGGGUAAUGCGGGUCGGGUAUUUUUGAACACCCCUACUCAGAAGGUGUAGUGAAAAUGCUGAUAGAGGAAUUCCCUACGAGCAUUCCAUUUAUUCAUAUUAUCCGCCGAUGUAAGGCCCUCAUGGCUCGAUCGGAGUGGGAUAUCACUGUGGAACAAUGUUAUAGGAAGCAAACUGAGUGGCAGAUUGGUUAGCUAACUUUGGUGUUCAGUUGGAGCAUAAACUAGUUCUCUUCUCGGCAGUGCCGAAGGAUCUUCGUGCCGUUUUAUUGGAGGACCAAAAUGGUAUCUCGUGGCCUCGUACUUUUUAUUUUCUAGUUUUUUCUAGCUUUUGUUUUCUUUGGGGCUUCGCUAGUUCGCCCCAUUUAACACCAAAAAAAAUAUAACAUUACUCAAUUGAUAUCUUCUUUGAUUCUUUCAGACAAAAGGGUAGUCAAAUUACAUUGAUUGAACAUUCCCCAUAACAUUUUUCUCACAACUAUUUGCCAAAACAUAUGCUGCUCCAUUACUGGUUUUUCUUUCAAAAUUAUUAACCUUCUGAAAAUGAAAUAUUAUCGGCCGGUCUGAAUAUAACAUUUAUACGAUUAAUUUAAAUGUAAUUUGAGACCAGUUUUAGGUCGACAUUCAAAGUAAUACAUACGAGAAGAUUCAAAGUUUGAAUCGCAUGUAACUGUCAUAGUGUCAUGUACAUCAAACUAAGUAGCUGAAACCUUAGUUAUGUAUAAUUAAACAAAAUUACUUUUAAUUAAUCAUUCAUGUCACUUAUUAGGGAUAUACGUAGUAUAUGCAAACUCAUCAAAUUUGAUACCGAGUAGUGAAGACCGGAGAAUGUGCAAAGUUUGAUUUGGUGCAUCAGGUCAGCUUAUUGGUUAAGACUGAGUGUCUGUAUAUGAUAGGUCUCAUAUUCGAAUUUCACUCAUAUUUGUCAUUUGUAUUGCCCUUAGGGCUCAUUUGCACCAAAAAGAAAAAAGAUUCUUUCUAUUCGAAUGAGUCGAUCACAAGACAGACCAAUACAAAUUACAAAUUGAAGAAAAAUACUUGAACUUGUAAUCUAUUGUACACGUACAUUCAGUCUUAAUCAUAGGCCAACUCUAAUUCAGUGAUAAUAUAUUAGAUAGCAAAUGUGCCAUUACUUUCAUCUUGUACACUGAAAUUUGACAUUCCGACAUCCACAUAAGCAAUGAAUUGAUGGGAAUUGAAGCCAAAUGACAUGAAUGCCAUAUAUAUUCUUGCAAACUUGUACGAUUUCAAACCCUAGAACAAAGCAACACGAAAUAUUCAACAAAAGUUACAUGCAUGACAUGAAUAUAUACCAUCAAAUGCUUUAUAUAGGAACUUAAUUUCACAGCCAGAAGUAACACAAAACAAAGUAAGAGAAACAAACACAACCACACUGCUUAUCCCUAUCUGUUUAACCCACAUACAUUUUGAAAUUUCAUCGACAUACAUGGAUUCUCUUAAAAUUAUCUUAUCUUUUACUCUCCUUGUAUCUCUCUCAUCAGCGACGAGUGUGGUUGACUUUUGUGUGGCGGAUUUCAGAUUCCCAGUUACUCCAGCGGGGUACUCUUGUAAAAAUCCUGCUAACCUUACAGUGGAUGACUUUGUUUUCUCUUCUUUGAGUGUUCCAGGUAACAUGUCAAAUAUCUUCAAUCUCGGUGUGGUCCCAGCUUUCGACGUGACAUUCCCUGCCUUGAACGGUCUAGGCCUUUCCAUGGUACGAUUAGACCUUGGUGUGGGUGGAGUUGUUCCAAUCCACUCGCACAGGGCGUCUGAACUUAUCCUUGUAAUCGAGGGGACGAUAAUUGCUGGAUUUAUUGGAUCCGACAACACCCCUUACUACAAAACAUUGAAUAAGGGGGAUAUUAUGAUCUUCCCCGCCUCGUUACUUCACUUCCAAGUUAACAAUGGUAAUUCUCCUGCUCUUGCAUUUGUUAGCUUAAACAGCGCGAGCCCCGGCUUUCAAACAACAACCUUUGCCCUAGCUUCAAAUGACCUUCCUACUGAUGUAAUUCAGAAGAUCACUUUGUUGGAUACAACGCAGGUGAGGAAGUUAAAGACUGUGUUUGGAGGCACAAAUUAAUUAAUACUCCGUUAACAAAAUGAUCUAAUUAUAUACGAUGUACGUAGUAAUCAAUAUGUGUUUAUGCAAAUGUAAUAUUAUCCUAAUAUGUAUGAUUUGUAUAUUAGUGUACAUGAAUACACAUGAGUGAGUAUUGUAUAUGUACAUUGCUUUUACUGAAUAUGCCAUCGCUAUGAAAUGGAUGGAGUAUAUA
Spinacia oleracea (spinach) is the source of this 2370-nucleotide messenger RNA. RefSeq names its product auxin-binding protein ABP19a. Gene Ontology annotation, molecular function: manganese ion binding. The record is from RefSeq and is a predicted model, not a curated record. The coding region runs from base 1545 to 2177 and encodes 210 amino acids. The transcript has 2 exons. NCBI's taxonomy places the organism in Eukaryota, Viridiplantae, Streptophyta, Magnoliopsida, Caryophyllales, Amaranthaceae.